AUGAGGUUCUUCUGGGGGCUGAUCUGGGCCUCCAGCUUCUUUGCCUUGUCUCUGCAGAAACCCAGAUUGCUCCUAUUUUCUCCUUCUGUGGUUCACCUUGAGGUUCCCCUAUCAGUGGGGGUGCAGCUCCAGGAUGUCCCCCUGGGCCAAGUAGUGACAGGAUCAGUGUACCUGAGAAACCCAAGCAACCCUAAAAUCAAUCUCCGCUGCUCCCCAGAGGUGGGCUUCACACUCAGCUCAGAAAAAGUCUUCGUACUCCUCAGCCUCCAGAUCCCCCUGAAAGAUACCAAGAUCUGUGGCCUCCAUGACCUCCGCAGAGGCCCUGAGGUACAGCUAGUGGCCAAGUCAUCAUGGCUGAAGGACUCUCUGUCCAGAAAGGUCGACACUCAGGGUGUCAACCUGCUCUUCACCUCUCGCCGGGGACACCUCUUUCUGCAGACUGACCAGCCCAUUUAUAACCCUGGCCAGCCGGUCUGGUACCGGAUCUUUGCACUGGAUCAAAAGAUGCGCCCGUCCACGGACCCCCUCACGGUCACUGUGGAGAACUCUCAGGGCCUCCUCGUACAGAAGAAGGAGGUAUUCUCUGCCACAUCCAUCUUCCAGGACAACUUUGUGAUCCCAGACAUCUCAGAGCCAGGGACUUGGAAGGUCUCAGCCCGAUUCUCAGGCGCCCCGGAAUCCAACAGCAGCACCCAGUUUGAGGUGAAGAAAUACGUUCUUCCCAACUUUGAGGUGAAGAUCAUCCCUGAAAAGCCCUACAUCCUGACAGUGCCUGACUUUCUUGAUGAAAUCCAGCUAGACAUCCAGGCCAGGUACAUCUACGGGAAGCCAGUGCAGGGGGUGGCAUAUGUGCGCUUUGCGCUCCUGGGUGAGGAUGGUGGGAAGACGUUCCUUCGGGGGCUGGAGAGUCAGACCAAGCUGGUGGAUGGCCAGAGCCACAUUACCCUCACAGAGGCCGAGGUCCAGGGGGCCCUGGCGAAGCUUAAUAUGCGUGUUACUGACCUUCUGGGGCUGCGUCUCUACGUUGCAGCAGCCGUCAUUGAGUCUCCAGGUGGGGAGCUGGAGGAGGCCGAGCUCACAUCCUGGCGUUUUGUGUCAUCUCCCUUCUUCUUGGAUCUUAGCAACACCAAGCGCCAUCUUGUGCCUGGGGCCCCCUUUCUGCUGCAGGCUCGGGUCCGUGACAUGUUGGGCUCUCCAGCUGCUGAUGUUCCUGUCAAAGUUUCUGCUGAGUUGUCUUCUCCUGGGCCUGCUUCUAAAACCCAGGACUUUCAGCAGAAUACAGAUGGGAGUGGCCAAGUCAGCGUUCCCAUCAAUAUCCCUCAGACCACCCAAGAACUGCGGCUCUCCGUGUCCGCAGGCUCCCCUCAUCCUGAUGUGGCCAGGCUCACAGUGACAGCCCCACCCUCACAAGGCUCUGCAUUUCUGUCUAUUGAGCGGCUGCAUCUUCGGCCCCCUCGAGUUGGGGACACUCUCAACCUGAACCUGAGAGCCGUGGGCGUCAGUGGGGCCACCUUCUCUCAUUACUACUACAUGAUCCUGUCCCGGGGUGAGAUCGUGUCCAUGCACCAAGAGCCCAGAAGGGCCGUGACCUCAGUCUCCGUGUUUGUGGACCAACGCCUGGCACCCUCCUUCCACUUCGUGGCCUUCUACUACCAUGGGAGCCUCCCUAUUGCCAACUCCCUGCGAGUGGAUGUCCAGGCCGAGGCCUGCGAGGGCAAGCUGGAGCUGAACGUGGAUGGUGCCAAGGAGUAUCGUCCUGGGGACACUGUCAAGUUCCACCUGCAAACAGACUCCCCGGCCCUGGUGGCGCUAGGAGCUGUGGACAUGGCCCUGUAUGCUGUGGGCAGCAGGUCCCACAAACCCCUCAACAUGGGCAAGGUCUUCGAAGUUAUGAACAGCUAUGACCUGGGCUGUGGCCCUGGUGGCGGGGACACCGCCCUUCAGGUGUUUCAGGCCGCGGGUCUGGCUUUUUCUGAUGGAGAACACUUGACCUCACCCAGAAAGAGUCUGAGCUGCCCCCAGGAGAAAACUCGGAAGAAGAGAAACGUGAACUUCCAAAAGGCCGUUAGUGAGAAGUUGGGCCAGUAUACUUCCCCAACAGCCAAGCGCUGCUGCCAGGACGGGCUGACCCGGCUGCCCAUGGUACGCUCCUGUGAGCAGCGGGCGGCCCGUGUGCCACAGCCGGCCUGCCGGGAGCCUUUCCUGUCCUGCUGCCAGUUUGCUGAGAACCUACGCAAGAAGGCCCAUGCCACGGGCCGGGUGGGCCUUGCCCGAGCCAUGCAGAUGCUGCAGGAGGAGGAACUGAUAGAGGAAGAUGACAUCCCUGUGCGCAGCUACUUCCCCCAGAACUGGCUCUGGAAAUUGGAGACAGUAGACCACUCCAAGACAUUGAAACUGUCGCUCCCCGACUCGCUGACCACGUGGGAGAUCCAUGGCGUGAGCCUGUCCCAGAGCAAAGGCCUGUGUGUGGCUACGCCAGCACGACUGCGAGUGUUCCGCAACUUCCACCUGCAUCUCCGCCUGCCCACCUCCAUACGCCGCUUUGAGCAGCUCGAGCUGCGGCCCGUGCUGUACAACUACCUGGAUACAAACCUGACUGUGAGCGUCCACGUGGCCCCAGUGGAGGGGCUGUGCCUGGCUGGGGGCGGAGGGCUGGCCCAGCAGGUGCUGGUGCCUGCUGGCUCUGCCCGGCCUGUGGCCUUCUCCUUGGUGCCCACGGCAGACGCUGCUGUGUCCCUGAAGGUGGUGGCUCGAGGGUCCUUCGAUUUCCCUGUGGGGGAUGUAGUGUCUAAGGUUCUUCAAAUUGAGAGGGAAGGGGCCAUCUUCAGGGAAGAGAUUGUCUAUGAGCUCAACCCCCUGGACCACCGAGGCCGCACCUUGGAAAUUCCUGGAAACUCUGAUCCCAAUAUUAUCCCCGACGGAGAUUUCGGCAGCUUUGUCAGGGUCACAGCCUCAGAUCCGCUGGACAGUUUGGGCUCUGGGGGGGCCUUGUCCCCAGGCGGCCUGGCCUCCCUAUUGAGGCUGCCCCAGGGCUGCGCAGAGCAAACCAUGGUCUACCUGGCUCCCACACUGGCUGCUUCCCACUACCUGGACAAGACGGAACAGUGGAGCACCCUGCCCCCAGAGACCAAGGACUACGCUGUGGAUCUGAUCCAGAAAGGCUACCUGCGGAUCCAGCAGUUCCGGAAAUCAGAUGGUUCCUACGGGGCUUGGUUACACCGGGACAGCAGUACCUGGCUCACAGCCUUUGUGCUGAAGGUACUGAGUUUGGCCCAGGAGCAGGUGGGCGGCUCACCUGACAAGCUGCAGGAGACAGCCUCGUGGCUGCUGUCCCAGCAGCAGGCUGACGGUUCCUUCCGGGACCCCUGUCCCGUGAUCCACAGGGGCAUGCAGGGAGGCUUGGUGGGGGUUGAUGAGACUACAGCGCUCACAGCCUUUGUGGUCAUCGCCCUUCAUCAUGGGCUGGUCGCCUUCCAGGACAAGAGUGCCGAGGGGUUGAAGAAAAGAGCGGAAACCUCCAUCUCACAUGCAAACUCAUUCUUGGGGAAGCAAGUGAGUGCUGGGCUCCUGGAGGCCCACGCGGCAGCCAUCACGGCCUACGCCCUGACGCUGUCCCAGGCCCCCGAAGAUCUACAGAAUGUGGCCCACAACAACCUCAUGGCCAUGGCCCAGGAGGCUGGCGAUAACCUGUACUGGGGCACAGUUGUCGGGUCUCAGAACAACGUCGUGUCACCCACCCUGGCUCCUCGCAACCCGUCAGACCCUGUGCCCCGGGCCCCAGCCCUGUGGAUUGAAACCACGGCCUAUGGCCUGCUGCACCUGCUGCUUCGGGAGGGCAAGGCCGAGAUGGCCGACCAGGCUGCAGCCUGGCUCACACACCAGGGCAGCUUCCAGGGGGGAUUCCGCAGCACCCAGGACACGGUCAUUGCCCUAGAUGCCCUUUCUAAAUACUGGAUCGCCUCCCACACCACCGAGGAGAAGACGCUCAAUGUGACCCUCAGCUCCACCGGCCGCAGUGGCUUCAAGUCCCUUGUGCUCCAGCUGAACAACCGCCAAAUCAAGGGCCUGGAGGAGGAGCUGCAGUUUUUCUUGGACAGCAAGAUUAAUGUGAAGGUGGGAGGAAACAGCAAAGGAACCUUGAAGAUCCUUCGUACCUACAAUGUCCUGGACAUGAAGAACACGACCUGCCAGGAUCUUCAGAUUGAAGUGACAGUCAUGGGCCACGUUGAAUACAUGAUGGAAGCAAACAAGGACUACGAGGACUAUGAGUAUGACGAGCUUCCAUCCAGGGACGACCCAGGCGCCCAUUUGCAGCCCGUGACACCCCUGCAGCUGUUUGAGGGACGGAGGAACCGCCGCAGGAGGGAGGCACCCAAGGUGGCAGGGGAGCAGGAGUCCCGGGUGCAGUACACCGUGUGUAUCUGGCGGAAUGGCAAGGUGGGGCUCUUUGGCAUGGCCAUCGCAGACAUCACCCUCCUGAGUGGCUUCCACGCCCUGCGGGCUGACUUGGAGAAGCUGACCUCCCUCUCUGACCGUUACGUGAGUCACUUUGAGACCGAGGGGCCCCACGUCCUGCUCUACUUCGACUCGGUCCCCACCUCGAGGGAAUGCGUGGGCUUUGGAGCCGUGCAGGAGGUAGCGGUAGGACUGGUGCAGCCAGCCAGUGCGGCCCUGUAUGACUACUAUAACCCCGAGCACAAAUGUUCUGUGUUUUAUGGAGCACCAAGUAAGAGCAAACUCCUGUCCAAAUUGUGCUCUGGUGAUGUCUGCCAGUGUGCUGAGGGGAAGUGCCCUCGCCAGCGCCGCGCCCUGGAGCGGGGGCUGCAGGAGGAGGAUGGUUACAGGAUGAAGUUUGCCUGUUACUACCCCCGUGUGGAGUACGGCUUCCAGGUGAAGGUUCUCCGAGAAGACAGCAGAGCUGCUUUCCGCCUCUUUGAGACCAAGAUCACCCAAAUCCUGCACUUCUCCAAGGAUGCCAAGGCCACUGUUGGUCAGACCCGAAACUUCCUGGUUCGAGCCUCUUGCCGCCUUCGCUUGGAGCCUGAGAAAGAAUAUUUGAUCAUGGGUCUGGAUGGGGCCACCUACGACCUCAAGGGAGACCCCCAAUACCUGCUGGACUCAAAUAGCUGGAUUGAGGAGAUGCCCUCGGAGCGCCUGUGCCGGAGCACCCGCCAGCGGGCAGCCUGUGCCCAGCUCAGUGACUUCCUUCAGGAGUAUGGCACUCAGGGAUGCCAGGUGUGAAGUGGCUUUCCACCUCCCCAGAAGGAGUCUGCUCCAGGGAAAGGCGGGGCCUGGAGGUGCUGCGGCUUACUCUGAACACAGCCCCAGGGCAAGGCAGGGGCAUAAUAAAGGCGUUUGGCAGCAAAGUGUCAAUGU
Trichechus manatus latirostris (Florida manatee) is the source of this 5376-nucleotide messenger RNA. RefSeq names its product complement C4-A. Gene Ontology annotation, cellular component: extracellular region. Gene Ontology annotation, molecular function: protein binding; endopeptidase inhibitor activity. Gene Ontology annotation, biological process: complement activation; inflammatory response. The coding region runs from base 1 to 5241 and encodes 1746 amino acids. The record is from RefSeq and is a predicted model, not a curated record. Lineage: Eukaryota; Metazoa; Chordata; Mammalia; Sirenia; Trichechidae. The transcript has 41 exons.